CUGGGGACAUCUGCCUCCCGGCCAGCCAUGGCUCUGAUUGAGGGCGUGGGGGACGAAGUGACCGUGCUCUUCGGCCUGCUGUCGGUGCUGCUGGUGUUGGUGCUGGCCUGGUUCUCGACGCACACCGUGGAGCGAGGGGACCCCGUCUUUGCCGCCACCCCGCCUCUGGCCCCAGGGCAGGCAGGAGAAGAGGGCCAGCAGGAGGACAGGCCAAGCGGGCAGGUGGCCGGGGCACGGCAGGUCAAGGAGGGAGAGCCUGCUUCAGAUGGGCCCGGCAGCCCUUCGAGGGAUCUGCGACACAGAACAAGCCUGAACUCCCCAGAGAGACCCACAUCCCCCACAGGAGGCCCUGGCUCUGAGAACUUCCCCGCAGACGACACCAUCAUCUUGCGACUGAAGUUUGUGAACGACACAGAGCGCCUGGCCCGGGUGCGCCCCGAGGACACAAUAGGAGGUCUUAAAAGGGCCCACUUCCCAGGCCAGGAGCAGCUGGUGCGCCUGAUCUACCAGGGACAAUUGCUUCGGGACGAUUCGCAGACCCUGAGCGCCCUGCACCUCACCCACCACAGCGUGGUGCACUGCCACAUCCUGCAGCACCGGUCGCCGUCGGUGCCCAACAGCACUCAUGCCAACGCCAGCAAUGUGGAUGCCGCACACGCCGCCCUCAAUGUGGGCAGCCUGAUGGUGCCGCUGUUUGUGCUGAUGCUGGGUGCCCUCUGGUACUUCCAGAUGCAGUACCGUCACGUUUUCACGGCGACCGCCACCACCUGCCUGGCGGGGCUCACCCUCGUCUUCAGUUUCGUGGCCUUUGCUGUGUACCGAAGAUAGUGCCUGGCCUGGGGGGCGGGGGGAGGACAGAACGCUCCGUCUCCACCCCCGCCCCCAUCUGGGAAAGUGUGCUGGCCGGCUU
Molecule: messenger RNA, 910 nt
Organism: Gekko japonicus
Lineage: Eukaryota; Metazoa; Chordata; Lepidosauria; Squamata; Gekkonidae
Gene: TMUB1
Product: transmembrane and ubiquitin-like domain containing 1
Exons: 2
Coding region: 28-828 (266 amino acids)
Molecular function (GO): protein binding
Source: RefSeq, a predicted model, not a curated record